Messenger RNA from Boeremia exigua, 1393 nucleotides. RefSeq names its product Alpha/Beta hydrolase protein. Lineage: Eukaryota; Fungi; Ascomycota; Dothideomycetes; Pleosporales; Didymellaceae. Gene Ontology annotation, molecular function: epoxide hydrolase activity. Bases 16 to 1248 code for a protein of 410 amino acids. The transcript has 5 exons. The record is from RefSeq and is a predicted model, not a curated record. Gene Ontology annotation, biological process: epoxide metabolic process.
AUACAAACAACAAAAAUGUCUAACCAAAGGGCCCUUGUUUUCAUUUUAAGCUUGUUGGCAGCUGACACUCUAGCUGCGGAAUACGUUGUCCGGCCUCUCAAGAUUGAUCUUUCGAGUGACGUCCCACGAAUGCUCUCAUUGGUCAACAAUACCCAGCUUCCCGAUGAGCCUCAGUACCCGGGUCUAGGCUCCACGUUUGGAACGGACUUGGAUUUCCUGAAGGGCUUGCAAGAACAAUGGCUGAACGAAUUUGACUGGAAUAAGGAGCAGACGACCAUGAAUGACCUGAAGCACUUCACCGUUAUUAUCGAAGGUCUUACCAUCCAUUACGUCCACGAGAAAUCAACUGAACCGAACGCAACUCCCCUGGUUUUGCACCACGGCUGGCCAAGCUCAUUCCUAGAGUUCGAGCCGGUCAUCAAAGAACUAACCAAGCCAGCCAAAACUUCCAAUGGAUCCGACGUUGCUUUCGACAUCGUCGUUCCGCAUCUGCCUGGCUUUGGCUUCUCUAGUCGCCCUCCGGCGAAUUGGACCAGUGAUGAUACAGCUCGCGUCUUUCACACGUUGAUGACUGAAGUCCUUGGCUACGAAAAGUUUGCCGUCCACGGAACUGAUCUCGCUUCCCCUGUUGCCUACGCUUUGUACGACCAGUAUAACAAGACCACGCGAGCUGCGCAUUUCUCCUUCCUGCCUUUUAUUCCACCUCUGCCUGCUGAUAUUGCGGCGGCGAACAUUACGCUGUCGCCGUUGGAAGAGUUUGAAGCGCAGAGAAGCCUCCAAUACUUCGCUUCGCAGGACGCGUAUUCACGACAGCAACAGACAGAGCCUAAUGCUAUUGGUCUGGCACUCUACGACAAUCCAGUCGGCAUUCUAUCGUGGAUCGCAGGGAAGAUCGACACUCAAUGGGCUGAUCCGCGAAGGGGCACUCCUCCUUCGUUGCUUGACGAUAACGAUAUUCUGAAGACCGUGUCGUUCCUACAUCUCACCAAAACCUUUGUGUCCACUGUGUUUGCAUACACACAGAAUUUUGGCGGUUUUUCUGUCGAUUACACCAAAGCUAGGACCGAUGCCCCUAUGCUUGUUAGUAUUUUCAAGUACAACACUAUCUUCUGGCCACGCCAGUAUGCUGAAAGGGUCGGAAAUCUUGUACUUUACCGGAACCACGAGUUUGGAGGCCAUUUCCCUGCCACCGACAACCCCCCACAAUUUAUUGACGAUGUUAGAGAGAUCGGAGCCUACUGGCAAUAACUCUACCAGAUGUAAAAUGAAGGCACCUGCAGGGACAUAAGGAUCACUGCAUACUAGUAUAAUACUGCUCAGCUUUACUACCAGUGUGUUCGCAUAGGAUAUCGGUAUAAAAGGGGUGAUACAAUUGCUACGGACAUGCUAGUAC